Messenger RNA from Octodon degus (degu), 2702 nucleotides. It is a transcript of the gene Chst1, whose product is annotated as carbohydrate sulfotransferase 1. The transcript has 4 exons. Gene Ontology annotation, biological process: keratan sulfate proteoglycan metabolic process; N-acetylglucosamine metabolic process; carbohydrate metabolic process. Gene Ontology annotation, cellular component: Golgi membrane. Gene Ontology annotation, molecular function: N-acetylglucosamine 6-O-sulfotransferase activity; keratan sulfotransferase activity. The record is from RefSeq and is a predicted model, not a curated record. NCBI's taxonomy places the organism in Eukaryota, Metazoa, Chordata, Mammalia, Rodentia, Octodontidae. The coding region runs from base 631 to 1866 and encodes 411 amino acids.
UCGGCUGGGGACGCUAGGCGGGCGCUCCGCUAGGCUCUUCGCCUGCGGCUGCCGCUCCCGCCAGCGCCCAGGCUGCGGUGCUCCGAUCCCGGCUCCGCGGCGUCCUACGCCCUCUGGCCCCGCUCCCAGGCCUGAUCCCUGCCCUGACCAGAAGCCGUCCGUCUCUACCGCUCGGCUUGCGCCCGGGCCAUGGAGAGGGGCCCGUGAGGGGCGCGGAGGCAGAGGUGGAGGCGCGGGAGGCCGAGCUGCAGGCGCGGCGGAGGAUGUCUCCGGCGAGUCGGAGUCCGGACCCCAGGAUGGAGCCGGUGCGGGGCGCUGCGGCCGCGGCUCCUGGCGCGGCCCCGACCAGGUAGCUGCUUUGCCCUCUUCCGUGUGGCUGGGGAAGAGGAAUCCUUCCUGGUUGUCCCUUGGGAGCUGUGCUUCUGACCUGGAUGCUUGGCGCUGAGCCCUCCACCUGCCCUGUACUUACUCACUGAACAGGCUGCUGCCCACUGGGCUGCUGCACAGGGUCAGACCGCUGGACCACUGCUGGCUUGGCCUGUGACACUGGUGGCUCUAGACUGUCCAGCUUAGGACAGCCCCACUUUGACCUUGUGCCUUGGAGAAGCAGCCCCAUGACGGUGGCCAGCCAUGCAAUGCUCCUGGAAGGCCGUCCUCCUCCUGGCCCUGGCCUCCAUUGCCAUCCAGUACACGGCCAUCCGCACUUUCACCGCCAAGUCCUUCCACACCUGCCCUGGGCUGGCCGAGGCUGGGGCGGCUGAGCGGCUGUGCGAGGAGGGCCCCACCUUUACCUACAACCUCUCUCGGAAGACUCACGUUCUCAUCCUGGCCACCACACGCAGCGGCUCAUCUUUCGUGGGCCAGCUCUUCAACCAGCACCUGGACGUCUUCUACCUGUUUGAGCCCCUCUACCACGUCCAGAACACGCUCAUCCCCCGCUUCACCCAGGGCAAGAGCCCGGCCGACCGGCGGGUCAUGCUGGGUGCCAGCCGCGACCUCCUGCGCAGCCUGUAUGACUGUGACCUCCACUUCUUGGAGAACUACAUCAAGCCGCCCCCUAUCAACCACACCACAGACAGGAUCUUCCGCCGAGGGGCCAGCAGGGUCCUCUGCUCCCGCCCAGUGUGUGACCCCCCGGGAAACCCUGACCUGGUACUGGAAGAGGGGGACUGUGUGCGCAAGUGUGGCCUCCUGAAUUUGACGGUGGCGGCUGAGGCCUGUCGUGAGCGCAGCCAUGUGGCCAUCAAGACAGUGCGGGUACCUGAGGUGAAUGACUUACGGGCUCUGGUCGAAGACCCCCGCUUGAACCUCAAGGUCAUCCAGCUGGUCCGAGACCCCCGGGGCAUUCUGGCCUCCCGCAGCGAGACCUUCCGUGACACUUACCGGCUGUGGCGGCUCUGGUAUGGCACAGGGAGGAAGCCCUACAACCUGGACGUGACGCAGCUGACCACAGUGUGCGAGGACUUCUCCAACUCUGUGUCCACUGGCCUCAUGCGGCCCCCGUGGCUCAAGGGCAAGUACAUGCUGGUGCGCUAUGAGGACCUGGCCAGGAACCCCAUGAAAAAGACUGAGGAGAUCUACGGCUUCCUGGGGAUACCCCUGGAUGGCCAUGUGGCCCGCUGGAUCCAGAACAACACGCGGGGUGACCCCACCCUGGGCAAGCACAAGUAUGGCACCGUGCGGAACUCGGCUGCCACAGCCGAGAAGUGGCGUUUCCGGCUCUCCUAUGACAUUGUGGCCUUUGCCCAGAAUGCUUGUCAGCAGGUGCUGGCCCAGCUGGGCUACAAGUUGGCCAGGUCGGAGGAGGAGUUGAAGAAUCCCUCCAUCAGCCUGGUGGAGGAGCGGGACUUCCGGCCCUUCUCAUGAUGUGGGUGUGUGGUGGGGUGGGGUGUGGGGUCAGUUUUGAUGACAUGGACCAUUUCUAACUGUUGCCUUAUUCCCCCCACCCCCAGCCCUGUCCCACCCCAUCAUUGUGUCCUCCCUGCCCCUGCCUGCCCUUUCCCCUCCUGCCUAUUUUUGUCUCUGAAAUUUGCACUACGUUUUGGAGGGGAAUUGCUGGGGCAGAGGGCUGAGAAGUGGGGCCGCCCUACCCCACUCCCCAUGCAGACACGCAGAUGUUGGGUCUCUUGGUGGACCAUGAUGAUGUUUACAAGCACCCCACUCAUAUAUUCACACACGCACAUGGGCAUUGGUGGGGAGAGGCACCCCCACCUCCAGGCUCCAGGCUUCUGGGACAGGUGAGUGUGGGGCAUGGUGGUCUGUACUAUCUUCUUACUUCUGCAAGGGAAGGGGAUAAAAAUGCAGGACCACCUCUUACUAACAUAGGAAAGGGGUCUCCCUCUCCCCUCCCUGCUUCCUGCCCCAAUAUCCACCUUCUCCCUUAGAGCAGAGAUCCCACCACCCCCUGCCACCCUUGCCUGUUAGGGAGCAGGUUCUAACUGUGAGGUGAACGUGGGCCCUGUUGAUCUUCUCCAGUCUGUGGUGAUGCUGUCUGUCUGUCUGUCUGUCUGUCUGACUGUCUGUCUGUCUGUCUGAAUCUUGUGGCUGCCCCUGGACUGGCAAUGGCGGAUGAGUCUUCUUAUUAUGAGUUUCUGGUUGACCUUGGGGUCUGUCUGUGAAAUUUUUUUGUGCCAAAAAGAAAAAAAAAAAAAAAAAAAAAAAAAAAGAGUGGAUCAGUUUGCUAAAUGAACAUUGAAAUGCUU